Messenger RNA from Pantherophis guttatus, 4320 nucleotides. NCBI's taxonomy places the organism in Eukaryota, Metazoa, Chordata, Lepidosauria, Squamata, Colubridae. The record is from RefSeq and is a predicted model, not a curated record.
GGGUGGUCCAGGGUGGAGAUGUACAGCUGGGUGUCAUCAGCGUACUGGUGGUUCUUCAUGCAUAACCAAGUUAUAACCAGUAGCCAACAUGGGUUGAUCAAAAACAGAUCGUGCCAAACAAACUUUAUUUCAUUCUUUGACAAAGUGGCUAAAUUAGUGAACCAGAGAAAUGCUAUAGACAUAGUAUACUUAGAUUUCAGUAAAGCAUUUGAUAAAGUAGAUCACAACCUACUUCUUGCCAACCUAGAAAAAUGUGGCAUAGGCAACAACACCACAAAGUGAGUUUCUAACUGCUUGACAAAUCAUACUCAACGUGUAAUCCUCAAUGGAGCUAUCCCCACAUGGAGGGAAGUAAGCAGGCCUACGAAGCAGGAAAAGGAGGGAACCCCUUCCAAAAACCUUUGCCAAGGAAACUGCAAAGCCAGGCAUCAAGACUGACCCAAAGGCAUCAAAUACGAAGCUAAGAAGCGUCACGUUUCACUUUUUCACUUGGCUCAGUUGCAAAGGUCGGCUGCUAGGAGUCGAAAACAUCUCCCAAAAGCCUUGGUGGAGAUUGGACAGGCGUGUUUUUCCACCUCCCGCCGCUAGAUGGCGGUCAGGCAACGUCUGUGCCUAGAAAGCCAUCAAUACAGUGGUGCCAUCAGCGAUUGCGCUUAAAAAAGGAGUUUUAAACCAUUGAGUACUGCAUUGCUAGAUAGGAUGGGAAGAGAGGAGAAGCGCAGAGCAACUUCCUCUUCCGGAUGACUGAUGGGAGGAAGUUGGUGUGUGCAGAGCGGCUCUUGUGCUCUUCCCAGGGUCGAAGCAGCAGCUGGCAGACAAAGAGGAUGGCAAUAAGAGCACUCUGGACAACUGAGGAUAACAAGCAACAUUGAAUAGCAAAGCAAAUCAGUCCAGAAAUCACAGUAUUUUCCAUUUCCUUCUCAAAGCCUACAAUUCUUCACCUUCCUCAGCAAGUGAUAGAGAAAUGAGAGAAAAUCAAGAUUUCUAGCUGGGAAAAGUAGAGUGUGAAAUUCAAGCAUAGGUUACAUGAAAAGUCAAGAGAGAUUAUUGUUCCGUUGAGCAAAAGAGGGAAAUAUCGGGAAGUUACUGGGGAGGAAAAGGUCAAUUGGAAAGCCACGUAGAGCAGACAGUGUUGCAGGCCUCACUCUGGGAGCAAGAAAACGGCUUGAAUCAAAGGACUGCUAAACAAAGAAUCAUUCAUAUUUUGGACCUCCUCGGGAAUAUUAGUUGUGGAAAAGCCCCAUAGAUGUGCCUUUUGUGGGAAAGAUACGACUUGCAAAUAACAGCUAAUUAUGCCUGAGAGGAUCCAGACUGGAGAAAAGCCAUAUAAUACUCUAAAUGUGGCAAAACCACUGAUCAGAACACCUCCAUUGUGGUUCUUGGAAGGACCCACACAGGAGAGAAGCUCUACAAGUGCUCCCAGUGCAGUAAAUGCUUAAGCAAGCAUGGCAAUGUGGACUCACACCAAGGAGAAACCGUUUCAAUGUCCUGAUUGUGAGAAAUGUUUCAAUAGAAAUUCCAACCUCAUUAGACACCAGAGGACUCACACAGGAGAGAAACCCUUGGAAUGUCCUGACUGUGGUAAAAGUUUCUCUCAGAAUUCCCAGCUCAUGGCACACCAGAGAACUCACACAGGUGAGAAACCCUUUGAAUGUCCUGAUUGUGAGAAAAGUUUCUCCCACAAUUCCAAGCUCAUAAGACACCAGAGAACUCACACAGGUGAGAAACCCUUUGAAUGUCCUGACUGUGGUAAAAGUUUCAGUCAGAAUUCCAGCCUGAUUCAACACCAGAUGAUUCACACAGGCGAGAAACUCUAUAAAUGUCUUGAAUGUGGGAAUAGUUUCAGUCGGAAUUCUGAUCUCGUUACACACCAGAGGACUCACACAGGAGAGAAACCAUUUGAAUGUCCUGAUUGUGGGAAAAGUUUCAGUCGUAAUUCCAGCCUGAUAAUACACCAGAGGACUCACACUGGUGAGAAACCCUUUGAGUGUCCUGAUUGUGAGAAAAGUUUCAGUACCAAUUCCAGCUUGGUGAAACACAAGAGGACUCACACAGGAGAGAAACCGUUUCAAUGUCCUGUUUGUGGGAAAAGUUUCAGUGAGAAUUCCAGCCUGGUGAUACACCAGAGAACUCACACAGGUGAGACACCAUUUGAAUGUCCUGAUUGUGAGAAAAGUUUCAAUAACAAUUCCAGCCUGCUGAAACACCAGACGACUCACACAGGAGAGAAACCCUUUGAAUGUCUUCACUGUGGGAAAAGUUUCAGUCGUAAUUCCACCCUUGUUCAACACCAGAGGACUCACACAGCAGAGAAACCCUUUGAAUGUCUUGAUUGUGGGAAAAGUUUUACUCAAAAUUACUACCUGGUAAUACACCAGAGGAUUCAUACAGGAGAGAAACCCUUUCAAUGUCCUAAUUGUGGGAAAAGUUUCAGUAAGAGUUCGCACCUCAUUAGCCACAAGAGGAUUCACACAGGAGAGAAACCCUUUAAAUGUUCUGACUGUGGGAAAUGUUUCAGUCAAAAUUCCAACCUUAUAAGCCACCAGAGGAUUAACAAAGCAGGGGAACCCUUUAAAUGUCCUGAUUGUGGUAAAAGUUUCAGUCACAAUUCUAGCCUGGUGAACCACCAGAGGACUCACACAGGAGAGAAACCCUUUGAAUGUCCUGAUUGUGGGAGAAGUUUCAGUCAGAAUUCCAGCCUGGUGACACACCAGAGGAUUCACACAGGAGAGAAACCCUUUGCGUGUCCUGAUUGUGGGAAAAGUUUCAGUCAGAUUUCCAGUCUGGUUAAACACCAGAGGACUCACACAGGAGAGAAACUGUAUGAGUGUCCAGAUUGUGGGAAAGAUCUCAGUACUAGGUUUAACCUUCUAAAUCAUAUGCUUAUACACAUAGGGGAGAAACCAUUUAAGUGUCCCAAGUGUGGACGGUCCUUCAGGCAACAUUCCAGCCUUAUUGCACACAAGAAAAUUCACCUGAAGCCUCAAGUGAUGAGUGUAGAGAAGGCUUGAAUUUCAUUUCUAACGGCCCAUUGUAAGUCCAGCUGAGAAACUGACUAUUUAAUUUUACUACAAAUUCUUUUUGUAAUGGUAUUUGCCUGAUUUUUUUGUAGGCAUAUAUGUAAUGAUAUUAGGUGGGAAGGAGAAAGGAAGAAAUUGCAACCUAUUAGUUUGAUAAUGGCUAUCUGGCCAUCAGCAGAAGAAGUUGCUGGAUAUUUAUUUUUUACAGAAAUUGUGCAAUUAUGUAAAAAUAUUUUGGGAGUGUUCUUUGCAUUUUUACCAUGGUAGAUGAUAUAAAUGCCACAUACAGAAUCCCAGCCUUUUUCUUCCUUGCUUGACCCGAGAUUUUUACCUCAGAAUUUUCCAGCCAGCAUCUGUUGGGGAUAAGAGCACUCAGACUAUAGUUAGAGAUUGUGGCUCCACAUAUAAGGAGAAAGCGAGAGGAGAACAGAAGUAAAGGAGUUUAAAAGUUCAUUUUUUCCUAAGAGCUCCUGGAAUUCAGUGCGCCAAGCAUGUCUCUUCAGAUUGUGUCAAGAAUGAGGCACGCAAGUGGAAGAUACCAUAUGAAUAGCAAAUAUAUCGGGGGAGUUUGGGGCAGUGACAAAAGCAGUGUAAAAUUUCAGAUGUAAAGUCUGUUGUGCCUUGCAAAGUGACCUUCAUUGAGAAAAGCUGUAGGAAUAUUGAAUUGAGAAAAGGGAUUGUGGUUUUGAGAACAGGAUCUCCAGGUUCAUUAACAACUCCUGCUGUGAACUACUUCACUUGCAGGUGCCUCCUUGUUAGCCUUUGACGGCUUAGGUGUGAGCAGCACCAAGGAACUGAUACGUUUGUGGUCUCCGCCGCUGCUUGGGGAGAUAUGAGGAAAAAAUUGUACAGUAGAUAAUUUCUAAAAUAGCAUUGCAUAAGAAUCAUGAAUAGCUUUUGAGAAAGAAAAAUAAAGGAAAGUCUCAGCAUUUCUGUAAACAUUGGAAGAAUGUAAUGCAAAACCUUCUUCCCAACACAUGGAAGAUGUUUCCUGUGCUUUCACUUCUCUUCCAGGGAUCUUUAAUUUUUUUCAAACUGAAUCCUUCAAAUAUGUAGAUGGAUUAUCCUGAUUUUACUGGGAUUGGAAGACACCAAAAAUUCCAAGAUUGUUUGUUUCACCAACACAAUUCAAACACAAUUCAUUUCAUGUGAUACCUUUGCAGGACACCCAACAACCAGGCCAAGUGUGUGGAGAAACCAAGAGGCUCUUGGCCUGAGUUUUAAGUCCAAGUGAUUUAGAAUUUAAACAUGUGCAAAGUUUCUAAAAUUUAAAAUAGUAAAAAUAUAUUUAAUCAAUUUU